This is a messenger RNA of Carlito syrichta (Philippine tarsier), 381 nucleotides long. Its product is annotated as protein FAM46A-like. Gene Ontology annotation, molecular function: poly(A) RNA polymerase activity; RNA binding. The record is from RefSeq and is a predicted model, not a curated record. Gene Ontology annotation, biological process: mRNA stabilization. The transcript has a single exon. NCBI's taxonomy places the organism in Eukaryota, Metazoa, Chordata, Mammalia, Primates, Tarsiidae. The annotation marks the transcript as partial.
UGGGGCUCCGGCGAGAGCUCCACGGCGCACUGUAACGUGCUGAGCUGGGAGCAAGUGCGCCGGCUGGACGGCCUCCUGAGCGAGACCAUCCCCAUCCACGGGCGCGGCAACUUCCCCACGCUCGAGCUGCAGCCCAGCCUCAUCGUGAAGGUGGUGCGGCGGCGCCUGGCCGAGCAGCGCAUCGGCGUCCGCGACGUGCGCCUCAACGGCUCGGCCGCCAGCCACGUCCUGCACCAGGACAGCGGCCUGGGCUACAAGGACCUGGACCUCAUCUUCCGCGCCGACCUGCGCGGCGAGGAGGAGUUCCAGACGGUCAAGGACGUGGUGCUGGACUGCCUGCUGGACUUCCUGCCCGAGGGGGUCAACAAGGAGAAGAUCACG